CCCUCGCCCCGGCCCGCUCCGCUCAGGCGGCAUGAAGACCAAGUUCUGUAACGGCGGCGAAGCCGAGCCGUCGCCCCUGGGGCUGCUGCUGAGCUGCGGGGGGGGCGGGGGGGGCGGGGGAGGGGGCGCCCCCACGCCCGGCGGGGGGCCGGCGCAGCAGCGCGACGCGGAGGCCGUGCUCGAGGCCGAGGAGCGCGGCGGCGGCGGCGGGGGGGGAGGGGGAGGCCCCUGCUGCCCGCCGCCGCCGCCGCCGCUGCCGGCGCCCGAGCGGGACGAGGAGCCGGACGAGCCCGAGGACGCGGCCGAGGACGAGGCCCCCGAUCCCCGCACCCGCCGCAAGGCCUAUCUGUGGUGCAAGGAGUUCCUGCCCGGAGCCUGGAGGGCGCUGCCCGAGGACCGGUUCCACAUCAGCGUCGUCAG
Messenger RNA from Vombatus ursinus (common wombat), 420 nucleotides. Its product is annotated as choline kinase alpha-like. NCBI's taxonomy places the organism in Eukaryota, Metazoa, Chordata, Mammalia, Diprotodontia, Vombatidae. The annotation marks the transcript as partial. The transcript has a single exon. The record is from RefSeq and is a predicted model, not a curated record.